GCUCUGGGGCUCAUCUAUAAUUGCUCGAGUACACCCUUCCGGGGUAUUUUUGGUGAAAACUGGGUGUGGGGGCUGGGUUUGUGAAGCGACCCCCCCCCUGGUAACCUUGUGCCCUGAGGGGAAAUCGGUUCCCAGUGACAAUGUUUCGAUUUUGAGAACCGAUUGUGUUGGGAGUCAGUCGGAGGAUGCCCCUCAGCCCUCCCUUGCGGAGGCUCGGAAAGUGCCUCUCCUCAUGGGUCUGCCACCACGCGUGGCCUCCUCUCCACGUUGUCCACGUCCCCCUUGAAGUGCAGUGCCGACACGUGGCGGCCCGAGCGGCGCCGUGUGGCGGGGGACCAUCACCCCCUGCACCCCUGCGGGAGGCACCCGCCCAAGGACGACACCGUGACCAGGGGGGGUCUGGGCCAGGCUGCGGCCUACUGCGGGCCCCCAAGCCUGAGUGGGAGUAGUUCCGCGUCACGUGGCCGCAGGAUGGCGGCAAUACUUCAAAGGGGGCGGGGCCCGCGCAGGAAGUUCCGGGUCGGAGGUGGGCGCGGGGCGGAAGCGGGGCGGCAUGUCAGCCAUCGGGGCGCUGGAGCCGGUGCGCGGGGCCGGGGCGGGCGGCGUGUUCCGGCCCCUCAGCGCCGAGGACGACGAGCAGCAGCCGGCAGAGAGGGAGUCCCUCUGCAUGAACUGCUACCGCCACGGGGUGACGCGGCUGCUGCUGACCCGGAUCCCGUUCUUCCGCGAGGUCAUCGUCAGCUCCUUCGCGUGCGGCAGCUGCGCCUGGGCCAACACGGAGAUCCAGUCGGCCGGGCGCAUCCAGGAGCAGGGGGUGCGCUACGUCCUGGCCGUCGCGGCCCGGCAGGACAUGAAUAGGGAGGUGGUGAAGACCGACUGUGCCACAGCUAGGAUCCCAGAGCUCGACUUUGAAAUCCCUGCUUUUUCACAGAAGGGAGCUCUUACCACCAUCGAGGGGAUAAUUGACAGAGCUGUAGCUGGCCUGGAGCAGGAUCAGCCAGUCCGCAGGGCAACAGACCAAGAGGUUGCAAAUAAAAUAGAUGAGUUCAUUGACAAGCUAAAGCGGCUAAAGGAGGUGGAUUCCUCUUUCACCUUUAUCCUUGAUGACCCCUCAGGUAACAGCUUUGUGGAGAAUCCCCAUGCACCACAGAAGGAUGAAGCGCUGGUGGUCACUCAUUACAAGAGGACUCCCCAGCAGGCUGCGAUGCUUGGACUUGAGGCAGAUGAGCCAGAGGAGAAGCCAGUUGACUCUGUGGAGGACCUGAGGAAUGAAGUGUUGCAGUUCAACACCAAUUGUCCUGAAUGCAACGCUCCUGCCAAUACAAAUAUGAAGCUAGUACAAAUUCCACAUUUCAAGGAAGUGAUCAUCAUGGCUACGAACUGUGAGGUUUGUGGGCACAGGACAAAUGAGGUGAAAUCUGGAGGAGCGAUAGAACUAGAGGGAACCAGGAUCACCCUUCAUAUCACAGAUCUCUCUGACAUGACGAGAGACCUUCUCAAGUCAGAGACGUGUAGUGUGGAGAUUCCAGAGCUGGAGUUUGAGCUGGGAAUGGGGGCCCUGGGGGGGAAAUUCACCACUCUGGAAGGGCUCCUGAAGGACAUCAGAGACCUGGUGCAGAAGAACCCCUUCACGCUUGGGGACAGCUCUGCCCCAAGCAAAGUGGAGAAGCUGCAGGAGUUUGGCAGAAAGCUGCAGCAGAUCAUGGAGGGGCAGAUGGAGGCUCACUUCAUUAUGGAUGAUUCUGCAGGGAACAGCUACCUUCAGAACGUGUAUGCUCCGGAGGAAGACCCAGAGCUGAAGGUGGAGCACUACAAGCGCACGUUUGAGCAGAACGAGGAGCUGGGUCUCAAUGACAUGAAGACGGAGGGCUAUGAGGCAGGGCAGACUGCGGACCGGUAGCAGCACAUGGAAGAUGGAAGUCAAGCUGGCUUAACUAAAUGAUUGUUGUUUGACUCGAGUGGAGGAGCUGGAUUGUCCAGCACUUGAGCUGUGCUUUUUCUUUAGGCAGCCUGAGGGCUUGCUCCUUUUUACCUUUUUGAAAGCGGACAGCUGGGCAUGUCCUGUGAGGUAAACACAAAAGACAUUUGGAGUCUGUCGACGUCCUUAUUGCAGAGACCUGUUUACACUUUUCCUUAUGCAACUGUAAUCUAGAUGUCUGGGUUUUUGAUUCUGUUCUUGUCAACCAUAUUGCCUUGAGCUGCACCAGCAAGGGUUAAUGGGACCCUUCCCCCGCAAGGGGUGGCGUGGGGUCCCUGUUUUGCUGCUGGUAUUGCUACUGGCAGCCCAGUUCCUAUUUGAAAAAGUAACCACUGUCGCCUUCCCUAUGCCGUGUUCCACUGUACAGUCCUAAGUAACAUAAAUAAAGUGGCUUCACCAAGU
Molecule: messenger RNA, 2380 nt
Organism: Alligator sinensis (Chinese alligator)
Lineage: Eukaryota; Metazoa; Chordata; Crocodylia; Alligatoridae
Gene: ZPR1
Product: ZPR1 zinc finger
Exons: 14
Coding region: 554-1900 (448 amino acids)
Cellular component (GO): cytoplasm; nucleus
Molecular function (GO): zinc ion binding
Source: RefSeq, a predicted model, not a curated record